Messenger RNA from Paramecium sonneborni, 1420 nucleotides. The record is from the annotation of a GenBank genome assembly. Lineage: Eukaryota; Ciliophora; Oligohymenophorea; Peniculida; Parameciidae.
UUAUAAAUAAUGCAACAACAAGAAAAAUAAUAGGAAUCCAGUGAUGAAGAAAUUGAAGUAUAAGGAUAAGGAGAAUAAAAUUAACAACAAUAAUAAUAACUGAAUGUUGUACAAAAGCAAACUCAAUAUAAUUAACAAUUGUUGGAUAAAUUAAAUAAGCCACAUUAAUUUUGGGAAACGCAACCAAUACCAAAUAUAAAUGAUAUGGAUUCCUUAAAACCUGGUCCAAUUUAAGAAGGAGUUUUAGAAGAUGUUAGAAAGGAUCCAUAUAAUUUAAUCUCAAAAUUUGAAUGGUGUAAUAUUGAUUUAAGAAAUGAUGAAUAAGCUUAAUAAGUAUUUAAAAUUUAAAUAGAAGGUAUAUGCAUUAUUGAAAGAGAAUUAUGUUGAAGAUGAUGACAAUAUGUUUAGAUUUGAUUACUCAAUUGAUUUUUUGAGAUGGGCAUUAUUACCUCCAGGAUAAUAUCCUGAUUGGAUAGUAGGUGUUAAAGUAAAUUAAAAGUUGGUUGGAUUUAUAACAGGAAUUCCAGUUACACUUAAUAUAGAGAAUCAAUAAACAAAAAUAAAGAUGACAGAAAUAAAUUUUUUGUGUGUUCAUAAAAAAAUAAGAGCAAAUAGAUUGGCUCCAGUUUUGAUUAAAGAAAUAACAAGACGAGUUCAUAUUAAAAAUAUGUGGCAAGCAGUUUAUACAGCUGGAAUAGUUGUUCCAACUCCAAUCUCUUAAACUAGAUAUUAUCACAGAAGUUUGAAUGCUAAAAAAUUAAUUGAAGUUGGAUUUUCAUCUCUUUCUGCAAGAUAAACAAUUUCAAGAUAAUAAAAACUUUAUAAAUUACCUGAAGAAACAAAAACAUAAGGAUUAAGAUCAAUGAAAAAAAAAGAUGUAGCUUAAGUUACUAAAUUACUAAAUGAAUAUUUAAAGUAUUUUAAAUAUCUUUUAUUAUUAGAAAAUUUAAAUUGUAUUUUAAAUAUACUGAAGAUGAAGUUAAACAUUGGUUUAUACCAAGAAAGGAUGUUAUAAGCACAUAUGUAGUAGAAAAAGAAUAAGGAAUAAUUACAGAUUUCUUAUCUUUUUAUAAUCUUCCAAGUUAAGUGAUUAAAAAUCCUAAAUAUACUCAUUUAAAAGUACUUUACAUUUUAAUAUAUAAUUAAAGGCAGCCUACUCAUAUUAUAAUGUAGCAACAUAAACUCCAAUUGUAUAAUUAAUGUAUGAUGCAUUGAUUUUAGCAAAAAAUGAAGGUUAUGACGUAUUUAAUUGUUUAGAUAUUAUGGAAAAUGAAAAAUUUUUGAAAGUAUAUGGUUUUUUGAUAUUGAAAAGGAAUUAAUGUUCUGUCCAGGUGAUGGUUAAUUGAAUUAUUAUCUAUAUAAUUGGAAAUUAGAAAGUAAUAUGCUUAAACCAGAAGAAAUAGGAAUUGUUCUUGUAUGA